This is a messenger RNA of Telopea speciosissima, 1282 nucleotides long. RefSeq names its product translocase of chloroplast 34-like. Gene Ontology annotation, cellular component: chloroplast outer membrane. The record is from RefSeq and is a predicted model, not a curated record. The transcript has 8 exons. NCBI's taxonomy places the organism in Eukaryota, Viridiplantae, Streptophyta, Magnoliopsida, Proteales, Proteaceae. Bases 154 to 1092 code for a protein of 312 amino acids. Gene Ontology annotation, molecular function: protein-transporting ATPase activity; GTP binding. Gene Ontology annotation, biological process: intracellular protein transport.
UGUCGACAAGGCCGUGACGUGCUCUAUAGCGAAUGGGAGAAGAAAGAGUUUCUUAGAGAAGCCUUUCGUUCCUUUGGAAGGCUUAAAGGUCGUCAUUUUUGGUGGGAUUUCUCUCUAGUAAGGAACUGAAGUGAGAUUGGUGGAAGGGGCUUUAUGGCAUCCAACAUAAUCCGCGAAUGGACUGGUAUUCAGCAGUUCCCACUUGCCACACAGACAAAAUUGCUCGAACUGUUGGGGAACUUAAAGCAAGAGAAUGUGAGCACCUUGACAAUCCUUGUAAUGGGGAAAGGUGGUGUUGGGAAGUCUUCAACACUUAAUUCCAUCAUAGGAGAACGGGUUGUUGCAGUAAGUGCAUUCCAGUCAGAGGGACCAAGACCAGUAAUGGUUUCGCGCUCUAGGGCAGGGUUUACAUUGAACAUCGUCGACACUCCUGGCCUUGUAGAAGGGGGAUAUGUCAAUGAUCAUGCUCUUGAGAUCAUAAAGCGGUUCCUUUUGAACAAAACAAUUGAUGUUAUGCUCUAUGUGGAUCGGCUGGAUGCUUAUAGAGUGGACACUUUGGAUAGGCAGGUCAUUAAAGCAAUCACUGAUAGUUUUGGUAAAGGAAUAUGGAGUAGGGGUUUGAUUGUCCUCACGCAUGCUCAGCUCUCACCACCGGACGGAAUUAAUUAUGAUGAAUUCUUCUCUAGAAGAUCAGAAGCUCUUCUAAAAGUUGUUCGUUUGGGUGCUCGCUUGAAAAAACAGGAGAUCCAGGAGUUCGGCAUUCCAGUUGUUUUGGUUGAGAACAGCGGGAGGUGCAAUACAAAUGACAGUGGUGAAAAGGUUCUUCCAAAUGGCACUGCUUGGAUUCCAAACUUGGUAAAAACAAUCACAAAUGUCAUUUCAAAUGGGAGCAAAGCAAUUUUGGUUGACAAGAAGUUAAUUGAAGGGCCCAAUCCAAACGAUAAGGGAAAGCUGUUGAUUCCAUUGAUAUUGGCCUUCCAGUAUUUCUUUGUUGUUAAACCAAUUCAACGGUCAAUCAGGCAGGAUGUUGCAAAGGAAAGUAGGCCUUUGUGGGAGUUGCGGGACAUGGGCAUGUCCAACCGCGAGUUCUGAUUUCACAUUCGAAUAAAUCUUCCUCAAUGUUGCUUGUUUCUUCAAUGUCAGUGAUAUUUUUGUCCGUUGAUUCUAUUGUUUGUUCUUCACUUCAGGAUUAGGGUUUUUCAUUCUGUUAGCAACAUCACACCUCUCCGGCAAUGGAUUCUAUUCUGGAAUUUGAGAUUAACUCGACCGAGUUCGGUGACUU